CACUUCGGACAGCUGCCUUUGCAUGCUUUUGUCACUUACUGCCCCAUUCUGUUCCAGUCCGGCAAAUCCGCCUCCUUCCUGCCCUUCAAAUUUCAUAGCCCUUAACCCUCAGAUCACAUGCAACCGAAAAAACUGUAGGCCAAUGUACUGCCACUAUUAGGCUACAACCCCAGAAUCAACAGCAGUCCGCUCAAGAACAAUCAAGAGAUAAACAGAGGGCUUUGCUCAAAAAAUUCUCAUUUCAUCAUCAUUUGUACAACAGGUUGGUUUUUGCUUGCACAAUGAGAGCACAUUUGUUGUUGCGGGACAAUGUGAUUUCUCUCCUAAUAUUCUGCUCAAGCUUCUUAGCUACUUUGGUUCAUUCUUCGCGUUAUUCAAUCGAUGUGUUGCCAUUAUCUGAUGCCUCAGCUUUGUUAGCUUUUGAAUCAAAAGCUGGCUUGAGAAGCAAACUUGGGUUCUCUCCCGAAACAAGCUCCUCAUUUUGCAAAUGGGCUGGAGUGCAAUGCUCACAAACCAGAGUGGUCCGGUUUGUCGUCGAGGGAAUGGAUUUAGGUGGAGUUUUUGCUCCGAGCACAUUGACUCGGUUGGACCAACUACGAGUUCUUAGUCUCCAAAACAACUCCCUCGCCGGUCCCAUCCCUGAUCUUUCCGGUUUGGUCAACCUCAAAGUUCUCUUCCUCUCCCACAACUCCUUCACCGGCUCAAUCCCACCUUCGCUAUCAACUCUCCACCGUCUCAAAACCCUCGAUCUCUCCCACAACAACUUAACCGGUCCGGUCCCGAUCUCUUUCAACAACCUGGACAGGCUGUACACCCUCCGGUUAGACUCAAACCGGUUCAACGGUUCGAUCCCAGCAUUAAACCAAUCCACACUUCAGAUGUUCAACAUUUCUAGUAACAACCUCACCGGUCCAAUCCCUAUCACCCCGACAUUGUUACGCUUCAAAGCGUCGUUGUUCAGCUGGAAUCCCGGACUUUGCGGAGAAAUAAUACACAAGGAAUGCCGUGAAAUGCAACAUUUUUUCGGUCCCGUCGCCUCACCUCCGCCGCCGAAAUCGGUAUCCGCCGAUCAAAGCUCACAAAUUGAACGGGGAAAAGUAGGCGUGAGCAGCCAACCAAGCAGGAAAGCGCAUGGGAAGGCGGCGCUUAUAAUCGGGCUAUCCGGGAGCGGGCUAUUUUUCAUUUGUUCGUUCAUUUGUUUUGCAUUUGCCACGAGGACGGUAAAAAAGAAGAAAAAGGAAAGUUCAGCUGGGAAAGUUGUGGUUGGUGAAGCAACUGCAAAUGCCAAUGCCGAGGCAUUGAUGAGGAUUGAAGAAGACAAUUACGAGCUGGAGGAGAAGGUGAGGAGGGUCCAGGAGGGAGUGCAAAUCGCCGGGAUGGGGAAGAGCGGGAAUCUGGUAUUCUGUGCGGGUGAGGCACAGGUGUAUACGCUGGAGCAGCUGAUGAGGGCAUCGGCGGAGCUGCUGGGGAAGGGAACGAUGGGGACCACUUACAAAGCAGUGCUUGACAGCCGGUUGAUUGUCUGUGUGAAGAGACUGGACGGUAGUAGAUUGGCGGGUACAAGUCAGGAGGUGUUUGAGGGGCACAUGGAAUCAGUGGGGUCCUUGAGGCAUCCGAAUUUGGUUCCCCUCCGGGCAUAUUUUCAGGCUAAAGAAGAGAGGCUUCUGGUUUAUGAUUACCAGCCUAAUGGCAGUCUUUUCUCUCUAAUUCACGGUUCCAAGUCAGCAAGAGCAAAGCCACUUCACUGGACAUCAUGCUUGAAAAUAGCAGAGGACGUAGCUCAGGGCCUCUCCUACAUUCACCAAGCUUGGAGGCUCGUCCAUGGCAAUCUCAAGUCUUCCAACGUCCUCCUUGGCUCCGACUUCGAAGCCUGCCUUACCGACUAUUGCCUUUCCGCCCUUGCAACCACCAUUGCUGCCACCGCCGCCUCCUCCGAUGAGGAGCACCCUGAUUUUAAGGCCUAUAAAGCUCCGGAAGCACUCAAGUUCAACAACGACCAAACUCAAGCCAAUACUACAACAUCCAAGUCAGAUGUUUACUCAUUUGGGGUUCUUUUGCUUGAGCUUCUCAGCGGGAAGCAUCCGUCGCAACUUCCAAUUCUGAUGCCCGGCGACAUGAUGAACUGGGUGAAACUAAGCAGGGAUGAGGAAAAUAGAGGGGAAGACAACAAACUAGAAAUGCUUCUUGAGGUGUCUAUUGCUUGUAGUGUCGCCUCCCCGGAACAGAGGCCGACAAUGUGGCAAGUCUUGAAAAUGAUUCAAGAGAUUAAAGAGGCUGUUAUAAUGGAGGAAAAUUGAUCGAAUAUACGCACCAGACCUGGUCAGCUCUCAGUGAGCUAGUCGAUGUCGGUCUUUCUUGUAUAUUGGUAUUUUCUUUUUCUUUCUUUCUUUUUUUUUUUUUUGCAUCUUAUAACGGUGAGA
Molecule: messenger RNA, 2420 nt
Organism: Coffea eugenioides
Lineage: Eukaryota; Viridiplantae; Streptophyta; Magnoliopsida; Gentianales; Rubiaceae
Product: probable inactive receptor kinase At5g67200
Exons: 2
Coding region: 282-2297 (671 amino acids)
Biological process (GO): protein phosphorylation
Molecular function (GO): protein kinase activity; ATP binding; protein binding
Source: RefSeq, a predicted model, not a curated record